Molecule: messenger RNA, 1908 nt
Organism: Camelina sativa (false flax)
Lineage: Eukaryota; Viridiplantae; Streptophyta; Magnoliopsida; Brassicales; Brassicaceae
Source: RefSeq, a predicted model, not a curated record
AUGGAACCAAAUACUGAUGGUACGGGUACAAGUAAGAACAUCAUGCUGGAUACUAAGAGAUAUGGGUAUUGGAAAGUUCGAAUGACACAACUCAUCAUAGGCCAAGGAGAAGAUGCAUGGACAGCUGUAGAAGAAGGUUGGGAACCUCCGUUUGAUACAACAGAAGAUGGAGUUAAAAUCCCAAAACCUAAAGCCAGAUGGACGAUUGACGAGAAGAAUCUGUCAAAAUUCAACGCAAGAGCCAUGAAUGCCAUUUUCUCUGGUGUGGAUGAAGAUGAGUUCAAACUCAUUCAAGGAUGCAAGUCUGCAAAACAAGUCUGGGAUAUUCUCCAACAAUCUCAUGAAGGAACGUCAACUGUUAAGAGAACGAGACUUGAUAUGUUAGCUACUCAGUUUGAGUGUCUGAAGAUGGCUCAAGAUGAAACAAUAGUGAAGUUUAGCUCAAAACUCAGUGCCAUAACAAAUGAAGCUGAAGUGCUUGGAAAGACCUACAAGGAUCAAAAACUGGUGAAGAAACUGUUGAGGUGUCUUCCAUCCAAAUUUGCUGCUCACAAGGCUGUAAUGAGGGUAGCUGGCAACACUGAGUCAAUGACUUUUUCUGAACUGGUCGGCUUACUAAAAUCUGAAGAAAUGGAAGCUGAUGAAGACAAAGCCAAACCAAAUUUUGGUAAAGCUUUAAAAAAGGUUGAGAGAAACAACAACAGAGAUACGCGACGUUGGAGUACUUCAGAAGGAGACAAACCAGUUGGUAGAUCAUCACAACCAGAUGUUGACUAUUCUGCUAAGAGAAAGGAGAUUCAGUGCUACGAAUGUGGAGGCUAUGGUCAUAUCAAACCUGAAUGUCUUGUAACCAAACGGAAUGAGUUGAAGUGUCUUGAGUGCAAAGGCAUGGGACACACAAACGACUCCGAGUCUGAUGAGGAAGGGGAAGAACUGCUCAACUUUGUUGCUUUUACAGUCAAUGGAGAUAAUGUUCAAAUAGGAGCUGAUUAUGACUCAGAGAGUGACGAAGAAAUCAAUCCUAAGGAGGAAUACAGAAUUCUGUAUGACAGUUGGGUACAUCUAAGCAAGGAUAAGCUUAAGCUUAUUCAAGAAAAGCCCACUUUGGAAUCUAAACUUGAAUCAGCCUAUGAAGAUGCAACGGAAAAGGUUAACCAUACCCCACUCAAGGCUAAUGAUCAAUCAACUGAAGGACUUCUUCAUAAACUGAGCAACCUUCUAGAAGAAUAUUACAAAGAAAAGGGAAGAGCCACAGUGCUUGAAAAGGAGUUGAAUGAGAAACACAAGCAGAUCAGGAUGCUGAACAGUGGAACUAAGGAUCUAGACAAGAUUCUGCCCAUGGGAAGAAUAGAUGCCACACACAGAGGUCUAGGUCACCUAGAAAAAGAAGCAGAUAUCUCUACUAACUUGACGAAAGAAAUUUCAGUGAUAAAGAGAUCAGAGAAAAGGCAGAAUCAUUCGUUGAAGGACUAUCACAAGAGGGUCAUAAGGAGAAGAACUUAUGGGUGUGAUCACUGUGGUGGCAAUCAUCAAAGAGGACAUUGUUACAGUUUCAGGAAGAAGAUCAAUCUGUUGUGGAAUCUCAAUAAGUGCUACUUGGAGCCAGCGAAGUUCUGCUCUGUGUGGAUCUCCAAGAAAGACUUGUACAGUGAUCUAUAUACAGAAAAAUCGAAUCUCAACCUAAUGAAGAUGUAUGAUGAGGAUGAUGAGAUUUACUCAAGAGGCAAUCUCAAAACUCUCCCUGCUGUUUCUGGAGAAGACUCAACCGAGAAUAUCAGCUUAAGUUGUAAUCCAAGCCUGAUAGAACUUGAGGAGGAUGACGUAGAAACCAAUGUAGCAUACACAUCUACAGAUUCAUCUGAAGUCAAAACUCUUGGUAUUUUGAUAGUGGAUGCUCAAGACAUAUGA